Messenger RNA from Vigna radiata var. radiata (mung bean), 2914 nucleotides. Its product is annotated as soyasapogenol B glucuronide galactosyltransferase. Bases 739 to 2226 code for a protein of 495 amino acids. Gene Ontology annotation, molecular function: UDP-glycosyltransferase activity. The transcript is spliced from 2 exons. Lineage: Eukaryota; Viridiplantae; Streptophyta; Magnoliopsida; Fabales; Fabaceae. The record is from RefSeq and is a predicted model, not a curated record.
UCCAAGUUUGUAUAUUUUAAUUUAACUAUUCAAAAUUUAUUUUAACAAAACUUUGUUAUUUGUUAUGGGUGCAAACUUAUUUUAGGAAAUCAAUGUGACGGGAGCAGAUUUCAGACCAUUCCUUUAAUUUUGUUGGAAAUUUAUGUUCUUUUAAGGAUAUUCUCAUAAUAACUGAAAAAGAAGAACUCUUUUAUAAUUUCUUAAACUUAUAAUCUAACCCAUUACUAAUAGUAAAAUAAUAUAUUAAACUGCAAAUAAAAGUGGAUUAUAAUAGGUAUACAUAAUUCCAUUUCUUGAAUUUGUAACAUUGUCAUAGGCCUAACAAGAAGAAAAGCUUAGAAAACUUUCUAUUCCAUGCAAAGUUUACAAUUUGAAACAUGGUAAAGUGCCAUAAAAAACAAGCAAACAGCGACCUGUAUGUUUAGCUUCCUUGAGUUGUGAGCAGACAUGAACCGAACCACAGUUAAAAAUAACUGAUCCCAAAAAAGCCGAACAAGCAUAAACUAUAGUAUGCGUAAGUCAAGAACAAGGGAGAAAGAAAGAGCAGGCGUGAGAGAAAGAACAAGGGAGAAAAUAUGAAAGACCGAGAAAAAGAUAGACAAUUUCCUCGGAGUUUUCAGGAACAGAUACAAGCUUGAAAUUCUUUCUCUAUAUAUCACAGAAACUUCUCUUCAAGCUUUAUUUUUUCUGAAGCAGUAUCUACCCCUUAGGAGUAUAACCUCGUACAUUGCACAAGCAAUGAAAGCUCAAUGCCGCAACCAACUCAAUGUCCUUUUUCUUCCAUAUCCAACACCUGGCCAUAUGAUUCCAAUGGUAGACACUGCAAGACUAUUUGCCAAGCAUGGUGCGAGCGCUACCAUUAUCGCUACCCAAGCCAAUGCUUUAACAUUCCAAAAGGUCAUUGAAGAUGACUUCAGUUGUGGAUACGACAUCAGAACUCAAGUGAUUCCAUUCCCUGCGGACCAAGUUGGUCUCCCUGAUGGGGUUGAAAACAUUAAAGAUAGCACUACCCCAGAAAUGUUGGGUCAAAUCAGUCAUGGAAUAUCAAUGCUUAAAGACCAAAUUGAGCUUCUGUUUCAUGACCUGCAACCAGAUUGUAUAGUGACUGAUUUUUGCUAUCCUUGGACAGUGGAGUCUGCUACAAAACUAGGCAUUCCAAGGCUUUUCUUUUACAGCUCAAGCUACUUCUCCAACUGCGUUAGUCAUUCUAUUAGGAAACAUAGACCUCAUGAAAACUUAGUCUCUGAUACCCACAAGUUUAUAAUUCCUGGUUUACCUCAAAGAAUAGAGAUGACGCCACCGCAGGUAGCGGAAUGGGAAAGGACUAAGAACGAAACCACAGGCUACUUUGAUGCAAUGUUUGAAUCGGAGACUAAAAGCUAUGGAGCACUGUAUAAUAGUUUUCAUGAACUUGAAAGCGAUUAUGAGCAACUUCAUCAGAGUUUAUUGGGGAUCAAAUCUUGGACAAUUGGACCAGUUUCUUCGUGGGUUAACAAAGAUGAUGAACAAAAGGCUAAUAGAGGACACAAGGAGGACCUUGAAGAAGAGCCACAAUGGUUAAAUUGGCUUAACUCUAAGCAAAAUGAGUCUGUACUUUACGUAUGUUUUGGUAGCCUCGUCUGGCUCCCUCAUGCUCAACUUGUUGAACUGGCUCAUGGGCUUGAGCAUUCUGGUCAUAGCUUCAUCUGGGUCAUCAGGAAAAAGGAUGAAAAUGAGAAUGAAGAUAGUUUCCUACAAGAAUUUGAGAAGAGAAUGAAAGAAAACAAGAAAGGUUUUAUCAUAUGGAACUGGGCACCACAGCUGCUGAUAUUGGACCACCCUGCCAUAGGAGGAAUGGUGACUCACUGUGGUUGGAAUUCCAUUCUUGAAAGUGUGAGUGCUGGAUUGCCAAUGAUCACCUGGCCAAUCUUUGCUGAGCAAUCCUACAAUGAGAAGUUGGUAGUUGAUGUCUUGAAGAUUGGAGUCUCAGUUGGAGUGAACGAAAACACGUUCUGGAUGAGCUUGGGUGAUGAAGCAAUGGUGAGAAGGGAAGACAUAGUGAAGGUUGUGAUGCUUUUGAUGGGAAGUAGCCAAGAGGGCAAAGAAAUGAGGAAGAGAGCAAGAAAACUCAGUGAUGCUGCCAAGAGGACUAUAGAGGAGGGUGGACACUCUUACAACAACUUGACUCAGUUGAUAUAUGACCUUAAAUCGUUGAAGAUAUCUAAAGCACUUACAGAAGCAGGGUAGAUAAUUGAAAUGGAGCAUUAAUGUAGUGCUUCUCGGAGGUGAAGCUGGUGAUUUUAUAAUUCCUUAUGCUUAUAUAACAAGAUGAACAACUUCAAGUACUUCUGAAACUGUUUUACAUGGAUCUAGCUUGCUACUUGUGUCAGUGUUUCAGUAUAAUAUUUUAGUUUUUCCUAUGUCAUGUCAUUUGCUUGUUUGAACAUUUUGGAUAAGGAAAAAGGAAACGAAAAAGAAGAAAACAAAUACUAACAACUUAACUAGAGAUUGGUAAAUUUCCCCGCUGCAAAAAAAAAAAGCAGGAAAUAUUUUGGUUAGUACUGACAUACCAACUAUUUGCAAGCUUCUAUGUAUCAAAAGUGGAGACAUUGACAUAAGUGGAAUGUAAACAACGGUUCCAAUUUGCUUUUCUAACAUGACUUUUUCUUCAAUCACAUGGUUUGAAAGCUUUGUGGCAACUAAUUCAGUGUCAUUACAUAAUUCUUCUAACUCUUCUCUAAAUUUCUUAGCAACAUUACUAGAGUUCUGAUCUUGUGUAUUUCUUUUACUAGAACAGAGUUUAGAGAAUGAUAAACAGCCUAUUCUAUUCUUAUUUAAAUUCAAAUUGCUAUGAAAACAAGUGUUUCAAUACACAUCAUUACCAAAGUCUAUAUAUUAUGCGGACAAAUUCUGUUUCGAAAUUAAUACAAACAGG